AUGUCUAACCAGCAUUGCCGUGGUACUUCUUCAAUUACCCAAUUUUCAGCCAUGGCCUAUUCUACCAUUAUACUCCUCUGUGCAGCCCUAGCUCAAGCGGUCCAAGCAGCAACCCACCUGCCUGGACCAUCCGGGCCAUGCAGGGUGCAGACAACACACGCGAAACUACUCGAUACCUCGCGCGUCGAUCCCUUCAGCCCUACCCAUGACAAGCGAGCGAUCAUGGCAACUUCAUACGUGCCUGUCAAUUGCGGACAUACCAAGUUCGAACCAUAUCUUCCUCCUCAUACAGAAGCAGUAACAGACCAGCUGUUUCGAUCCUACGGGAUGCCCAACGGGACAACAAUAAAAGGUUUCCGGAUUGAGUCCGGGUUCGCCUCCAAUGACACAUCGCCUAGCGACAAACAAUACCCUGUCAUAAUCUUCUCCCCAGGCUUAGGAGCGUCCCGAUUGUACUACUCUUUAAUCCUCGAGUCCGUAGCCAGCACAGGCUUCGUGGUAGUCUCCGUGGACCAUCCCUAUGACACCUCGAGUGUGGAUUUCCCCGACGGCAGCGUUAUAUACGGUGUCAACGUCUCUGCAGCCGAUCCUGUCACCUUAAAUACCCGCGUCCAAGAUGUCAUCUUCACCCUGGACCAAAUACACGACAACCCGCACCUUAUACCAUCCUCUUUCACAGACACCCUCGAACUCGACAGAGUCGCUAUAGUGGGCCACUCAUUCGGUGGCGCGACAGCCGCAGCCGCGAUGCUGAACGAACCCCGUUUUGCGGGUGGGCUGAACUUCGACGGAGCGCUCUGGGGCCCCGUAGUCGAAGAGGGUCUCGACCGGCCUUUUAUCAAUUUUGGACACGCGAACAUUACACAACUGGAUAACAAUAGCUGGGGAAAGAUCUGGCCUCAUCUUCGGGGAUUCAGGCGAGAGCUUCAGCUGGCUGGUUCCCUGCAUCUCACCUUCACGGACUUCCCGUUGAUUCGGGAUGUUGGUGGGUGGCCCGUGAAGGUGAAGCAGGGCACGGAGGAGCUCUUAGGUUCGCUUUCUGGGUUGCGGGUUAGGGCUAUUUUGACGGAGUAUAUUGUUGCGUCGGCUACAUUUUUUAUUACUGGGGAGAAGAGUAAGCUCUUGGAUGGGCCGUCGAGUGACUAUCCUGAGGUAAAAUAUGUAGCUUAG
Aspergillus oryzae RIB40 is the source of this 1170-nucleotide messenger RNA. RefSeq names its product PAF acetylhydrolase family protein. Bases 1 to 1170 code for a protein of 389 amino acids. Lineage: Eukaryota; Fungi; Ascomycota; Eurotiomycetes; Eurotiales; Aspergillaceae. Gene Ontology annotation, molecular function: 1-alkyl-2-acetylglycerophosphocholine esterase activity. The record is from RefSeq and is a predicted model, not a curated record. The transcript has a single exon.